AUGGCGGAUGGUUUCAUGACAUUCUCUGCCUAUCUGGCUAGUGAGAAGUUUGGGAUCCCCGUCAUGACCUUGUGGACUAUAUUGCGGCCUAUGCCCUGGUUUGAUAAAGCUUCUGCGACGAUCAUACACACUUUUGAAGCACUUGAACGGGAUGUUCUGAGCGCUAUGUCAUCCAUGGCGUCCAAGCCUGUUCAUGUGGUCGGUCCAUUCCAGCUACUUAUCGAUAGAAUUCCGGAAAAUGAGAAUCAGCUAAAGCACAUUGGGUACAACUUAUGGAAAAAAAAAAAAAGAUAUGAAGUGUUUUCGGUGUGGCUAGACUCUCAGAUUCCCGAAUCAGUGCUCCACAUUACUUUGAGAAGCGUUGCAUUUUUCACAUCUCAACAGCUGAUUGAGUUCGGCAUGGAGAUUGAUAACAGCAAAUAUCCACUCCUAUGGAUAAUUAGGCCCGACCUAGUGAAUGGGGACUCGGGAAUAUUACCUUCGGUGUUCAAUGAAGAAACAAAGGGGAGAGCCUUCAUCAUUGCACGGUGCCUGCAAGAGGAAGUACUCGACCACCCUUCAGAAUGA
Molecule: messenger RNA, 567 nt
Organism: Punica granatum (pomegranate)
Lineage: Eukaryota; Viridiplantae; Streptophyta; Magnoliopsida; Myrtales; Lythraceae
Source: RefSeq, a predicted model, not a curated record